AUGGGUGUGAAAAAUUAUACCAUGGUAUCCGAAUUCAUCCUUCUUGGACUAACAGAUCGUCUGGAUCUCCAGGUCCCUCUUUUUGUCUUAUUUCUAGUGAUCUAUGUUCUGACAUUGACUGGGAAUAUGGGAAUGAUUGUAUUGAUUAGGAUCAGUCCCCAGCUCCAUACCCCCAUGUACUUUUUUCUCAGCAAUCUGUCUUUGGUUGAUCUCUGCUAUUCUUCCAUCUUUGCUCCAAGGUUGCUAAUGAAUUUAGCUCAAUCUAAAACAAUUUCUUAUGCUGGAUGCAUCACCCAACAUUGCUUUUUUGUGGUGUUUGUAACUACUGAAGGAUUCCUACUAGCUGCAAUGGCAUAUGACCGCUAUGUAGCCAUUUGCAACCCACUGCUCUAUACUGCUAUUAUGACCAAAAACGUUUGCAUUCAUCUCCUAGGAGGGUCAUAUUUGGGGGGGCUAUUGAAUUCAUUCACACACACAUCUGGCUUACUGAUAUUAUCAUUCUGUGUUCCUAAUACAGUCAACCACUUUUUCUGUGAUACACCAGCUAUGCUGCAAGUUGCAUGCUCUGAUAUCCACAUUAAUGAACUUCUAUUGGUCAUCUUCUCUGGGGUAAUUGCUCUUUCUACAUUCCUGAUAAUCAUAAUCUCCUAUCUAUGCAUCCUCACUACAAUCCUAAAGAUCCACUCUUCUGAGAGCAGAUACAAAGCCUUCUCAACCUGUGCCUCCCACCUGACAGCUGUAACCUUGUUCUAUGGACCAGUAAGUUUAAGUCAUUUGCAACCUGGUUCCAUGUACUCUCAGGAGCAAGAAAAAAUCUCAGCUGUGAUCUACACUCUGGUAGUCCCUAUGCUGAACCCACUGAUAUACAGCUUGAGGAACAAAGAAGUAAAGGAUGCCUUAAAGAAAGUUAUCAGCUGUUAA
This is a messenger RNA of Gekko japonicus, 921 nucleotides long. Its product is annotated as olfactory receptor 1052-like. The transcript has a single exon. Gene Ontology annotation, biological process: G protein-coupled receptor signaling pathway; sensory perception of smell. Gene Ontology annotation, cellular component: membrane. The record is from RefSeq and is a predicted model, not a curated record. Gene Ontology annotation, molecular function: odorant binding; G protein-coupled receptor activity; olfactory receptor activity. The coding region runs from base 1 to 921 and encodes 306 amino acids. NCBI's taxonomy places the organism in Eukaryota, Metazoa, Chordata, Lepidosauria, Squamata, Gekkonidae.